AUGGAUCAACCAUUUGGCUUAAUCCGACAGAUUCAAAGGAGUAAGAGAUUCAUGCUAAAACUCCGAGCAAUUCGUAUCUUCGAAAAAUCAUUUGAUUCCAAUUAUCGAAGACAAUUGGAGAUCGUAUUUCAUGAUGAAGAGGGGACUCGCAUUAGUGGUAUUAUCCGUGGCAUUCAUUUAUCAAAGAUGGUGGGCUAUUUCCACGAAUGUGGCGUAUAUAAAAUCCAAAACUACUAUUUAGACAGCAACAUCGAUAAGUAUCGAUCUACUGCUGCAAAAUACAAACUCCUUACUCAUAGCGAUACAAAGGUUCUAGAAAUGCACGCAUACUUUCCUUCGUGGCAUUUUCAAUUCCGUAGCUUUGAUGACUUUCAAGAUGUUGAGAAUGUUAAUGAAUCUUAUCUUUUUGUGGAAUUGUUAUUCAAUCCACACUCUGGGGUCAUUAUGUUGACCAACUCAUUGCUUUUGAAACUCACUUUGAGUCCGAAGCAACUGGUGAACCGGGGUGCUAAUUAUGCAGCUUUGUUGGGUACGAUUUUGGGAAGGAUAAUAAGGUCACACUCGGGCUCACAGGGGCCAACGGCCCAAACAAAAAACACAGUACAUAGGCACACAGGCACACAGGCAAAGGCCCAACCCAAACACCAAUCUGCUGCACAAGUUAAGAAAAACAAAACAAAAGGCCCUUUCGCAGCAAAUCAGUCGGCUCUAACCAGUGGAGAACCACGAUAUCAAAGAAUAAUCCGAGUCUGGGAAUGGCUUCCGAAACUGCCACAAGCCUAUACAAGAAGUCUAACCCGAACACAAACCAAUCUCCGAAAUGACCCGCCUCGUCCUGAGGGACAACCGAUCCACACCCGCUCUAGCACCACCCGAGCACGCCUAACACCACUAGCCGAGCGUAGGAGCACUAAGACCCCGCCGUCUAACACCACUAGACUAAACAGGGAGGGGCGGCUCGGCCCUCAACUCCGAAUACUAUCAGAGCCCCGCCCCGCCUCUCGAACCACAAAUCAGCCAAAUCACCACAUACUACCCGGCAUCAUGGAUGGAAAACCCCCAACAGAGUCCUGCCGAAAAGCUGAACCUCCCGAGGCCCACCUUCUCAUAUGCACAAAUAAACAGAUUCAGCGCAUAAGUAAAAUUGGAAGAAGAAACACCUUCAAUCGAGACAGACGAGCACACGACGCCUCCUAUUGCAACCAAUUGAAGGCCAGAGAGCUCGUCGUCUCCUCCAAUUGCAACUUCACCUGCGAAACGAGGAAGGGCAGACCAACCGUUGCCACAAGCCCAUGGGCCAAGAAGAGUAAAUAUGUCACCAAUAGCAAAAUUGUUUUGAAGAGUGAAAUGGAAGAGCUAGAAAAUGGUGAUUUGGUUGUUAGUUCUGUAGAUUCUCUAUUUGACUCUGACGAGUGGUACCUCACAUGUAAUCGUUGCAAAGGCAAGAUGGCUGAUGAAGAUGGGAAAUUAAGGUACAAAAUUCGUUUGAUUGUGUCGGAUGCAACAUCAAGUGCAACAUUCAUUUGUUGGGAUAUGGAAUCUGAAAAGAUUAUUGGAACACCAUGUGAGGUCUUGAGAAAUGAAUUUCUUUGCGAGCAUCCCAAUAGCUUUGAACUUCCUGAGGACGUGUCUAAUUUAGUGGGUAAGACGAUCCUUUUCAAGGUUCGUGUAUAUCCAAAAAAUCCAUUAGGGUAUGCUGCUUCAUUUCCAGUCGUAAGAGUUGUUGCUAACGAAACUUUAGUCUCCAUGUACAACCAAUGGUUCGUGGAGAAUGAGGAUGCAACUUUGGAUGAUGAGGUUUCUACACCAAUAAAGGUUUUUCAACCUAUCGAAAAGGGUGACACUUCCACAACAAAACGGAAGCUUCUGAAUGAUUUAUCCUCAACACCCAAUGUAGAUCAAUCUGGUGGGUCGACAAAUGCCGAUAGAGGGAAGGGGAAGAUUGGGAAACUGGACCCCAGUGGAGUACAAUUUGAGGAUGUCACUGAAAAUUGA
Molecule: messenger RNA, 1995 nt
Organism: Striga asiatica
Lineage: Eukaryota; Viridiplantae; Streptophyta; Magnoliopsida; Lamiales; Orobanchaceae
Source: the annotation of a GenBank genome assembly